Molecule: messenger RNA, 1746 nt
Organism: Anastrepha obliqua
Lineage: Eukaryota; Metazoa; Arthropoda; Insecta; Diptera; Tephritidae
Exons: 8
Coding region: 110-1501 (463 amino acids)
Biological process (GO): regulation of transcription by RNA polymerase II
Cellular component (GO): nucleus; transcription regulator complex
Molecular function (GO): DNA binding
Source: RefSeq, a predicted model, not a curated record
GUGAUGUUUGCUAUGUUUCUUAAUUGCUUUAACUUUGUAAUUUGUUUAAUAUAAAAUAAUAAAUCGCUGCUUAAGUAGUUACUUUUACCGUUUAAAGAUUUCCUACGACAUGGAUACCGCGUAUGACGAAAUGGAUUCAUACUCAUUAAUGUCAAUCGACGAGAGGCUAAUCGACCUAGUACGUAGCCAUGAAAUACUUUACAACAAACACUGUUUAGGAUAUAGGGGUGCUGAACAAAAGCAGGAAGCAUGGUUUGAAAUUAGUGCGCAACUGGGAAUUGCCGCUGAAGACUGCUCCAAAAGAUGGAAGAGUUUACGAGGACGUUAUUCCAGAGUACUCAAGCAGGUAGACACGCUGUCCGAAAGCAAAGUGAAUGCUACUGUAGAUUGGCCAUUGUUUAGUUCACUUUCCUUUCUCAGGAGUUACAUAAAACAAAGAACCUCUCACCGUCCAUUGAACGACAACAAUGUUUCCAGUUUCAUAGCGACACGCCCGAAAAGGUUCAAACGCAUAAGUGCGGAGAGUAAUGAACUUCACGACUCAUACAAUCCCUUAAAUGAACUUCGCAGUGACAAAAUGGAAAUGCCAAUAGAGAUCGAGGCUAUUCAAUCGCUUGCUCCAAAAGUGGAAGAAAAAGUAGUGAUAAAAAAAGAAAGUGAUGCUGUGCACUCCUUUGGACAAACAGUUGCUGCAAUCAUAUCAGAAAUGAGUGAAGCGAAACAAGCAAAAGCGAUGCGCAUCUUAUUCGAUACUUUAAUAACAAUUAAAACAGAACCCGAAGAAACUUACUACUUUUACCGUUUAAAGAUUUCCUACGACAUGGAAACCGCAUAUGACGAAAUGGGUUCAUACUCAUUAGUGUCAAUCGACGAGAGGCUAAUCGACCUAGUACGUAGCCAUAAAAUACUUUACAACAAACACUGUUUAGGAUAUAGGGGUGCUGAACAAAAGCAGGAAGCAUGGUUUGAAAUUAGUGCGCAACUGGGAAUUGCCGCUGAAGACUGCUCCAAAAGAUGGAAGAGUUUACGAGAACGUUAUUCCAGAGUACUCAAGCAGGUAGACACGCUGUCCGAAAGCAAAGUGAAUGCUACUGUAGAUUGGCCAUUGUUUAGUUCACUUUCCUUUCUCAGGAGUUACAUAAAACAAAGAACCUCUCGCCGCUCAUUGAACGACAACAAUGUUUCCAGUUUCAUAGCGAGACGCCCGAAAAGGUUCAAACGCAUAAGUGCGGAGAGUAAUGAACUUCACGACUCAUACAAUCCCUUAAAUGAACUUCGCAGUGACAAAAUGGAAAUGCCAAUAGAGAUCGAGGCUAUUCAAUCGCUUGCUCCAAAAGUGGAAGAAAAAGUAGUGAUAAAAAAAGAAAGUGAUGCUGUGCACUCCUUUGGACAAACAGUUGCUGCAAUCAUAUCAGAAAUGAGUGAAGCGAAACAAGCAAAAGCGAUGCGCAUCUUAUUCGAUACUUUAAUAACAAUUAAAACAGAACCCGAAGAAACUUAAAACAAUGUUGUUUAAAGUCUCGUCUAUUUGGCUUUGGUCUGAAAUUUUAGUUUAUUCAUUAAUAUAUUGCUGCGGAGUAUUUUAUAGAUAACAUAAUGAAGUAGUGCUCCAACUUUCUCCCUAGUCCUGCUGUGAUGAGAUGAUCCUAAAAAUUAGUUUAAAAGUUGAAAAUAAGAAAUAUAAGUAUUAAGAUAUUGAAAUAGUAUUGUAAAUAAAUAAGAUAAAGUGAGAAACAUACAAAUUAC